CAGCGCUGAGGACCUGAACGUCCCUCCCUCAUCCUUUCAGUAAUCUCAUUCACAACUGAUGACACAUUUACACAGCUCGCUCUCAAGGGGUUCACUUGAGCACCGGUAUUUGGUCUGAGACUAGCUGGCAAUAGGAAGCUCUACAAGUCCGCAUUCUCUCCGAAGGCGAAUUGCUCAACGAGUCAGAUACCUUAACUCCUCUUAGAGGGACUCUAAACGGCACAUUGCAGAAGAAAGUCACCCCGACUUCCGGGGAAGUGUUGUAUUUUGCCAAAUGUUUUUUUAGAAAACACCGUUGUUGUUUUUUUUUGUUGUUGUUGUUGUUGUUUUUUUAACGAGAGUUAACGUGACGCCGCGGUGGGACUGGCUUUCCUCCACUCUGCUUGCAUUCAUAAACGGAUAUGAUAGAAGAGCGCUGAAUGCACCGGAGCAGCGGCAACAACAGUCAGCGCUGACCAUGGCGGAAGAGGACGACGCUAGGAUUCGGAUUUUACAGAGUCUGCGGGGGAAAAUAUGUGAAGCCAAGAACCUGGGUCCAGUUUCAGGUCCAAAUCGACUAAAGGAUCUCUGUACAUUUUGCACCAUAAGUCUGGACCAGGAGGAAGUAUUUCGCACCAAGGUGUUUGACAAAAGCAUCACCCCUUUUUACGGAGAAGACUUCUUCUUUGAGAUCCCGCGGCCGUUUCAGUUUUUAUCCUUUUAUGUUUAUGCCAAGGGUGUUUUCCAAAGGGAUCUACCUGUUGGCAAAGUGUCGAUCCGGAAGGAUGAUCUAUGUAAAUACAGCGGAAAGGACGAUUGGUUUAACCUCCAGCCAGUAGAUCCUAACACAGAAGUUCAGGGUAAAGUUCACCUGGAGAUGCGACUGAAUGAAGUGAUCACAGAUAACGGCUCCACUGGUCAACAUUUACUUGUUAAAAUAAUUGAGUGCAAAGAACUGCCUUUGAUCAGUGGCCAGAACUGUGACCCAUAUGCCACCGUGUGUCUUGCUGGACCUGCCAGGUCAGACCAAAAGAAAACGAAGGUAAAGAAGAAAACCAGCAAUCCAUAUUUUGAAGAAACCUUUUUCUUUGAGGUCACACGGUCCAGCAGCUACUCUAAAAAGUCUCAUUUCCAAGUGGAGGAGGAGGACAUUGAAAAACUUGAGAUUAAAGUGGAUCUGUGGAACAACGAAAAUCUGGCUCAGGAUGUGUUUUUGGGGGAAACAAGAGUUCCUGUGAAGAUCCUCCGGAGCGACCACAUCCACAAAGCUUGGUAUCUCCUCCAGCCUAAAGGGACAGGCAGCAAAUCCAAGUCUGAUGAUUUAGGACAACUGCGUUUAAAACUCCAUUACAUUGAAGACACGGUGCUGCCCUCUGCCUACUACACACCUCUCUGCAACUUGCUGCUCAAAUCCCCUGACGUGAAGCCCAUCUCGGCGUCAGCAGCACACAUCUUGGGGGACAUCUUCAGAGAGCGAUACGAGGCCGUUCUGCCCAUGGUUCGGUUGCUGCUCUACCACAAUCGUUUUGUGCCUUUUGUCUCUGCCGUGGCAGCCCUGGAGCUGGACAACACUCAGGAGGCCAACACUAUAUUCCGAGGCAACUCACUGGCAACUCGCUGCAUUGAUGACAUGAUGAAGAUAGUGGGAAAGAGUUACCUGGCUGUUACCUUGAAGCCUGUUAUUGAUGAGAUUUGUGAAUCCAACAAAACAUGUGAGAUAGACCCGAUUAAACUAAAGGAAGGUGACAACGUGGAGGUCAACAAGGAAAACCUUCAGGUUUAUGUCCAGAAAGUUUUCUCCUCCAUCACCCAGUCCAGCUCCAACUGUCCCCCCCUGAUGUGUGACGUCUUCAGGUCUCUCAGACACUUGGCCUGCAAACGCUUCCCAGGCGACCCACAUGUUCAGUACUCAGCUGUGAGCAGCUUCGUGUUCCUGCGCUUUUUUGCAGUGGCCGUUCUCUCCCCACACUCGUUCCAGCUCCGAUCGCAUCACCCUGAUCCUGAGAUCGCCCGCACACUCACUCUCAUCUCCAAAACUAUUCAGACCCUCGGCAGUUGGGGUAGUUUGUCCAAAAAACUGUCCAGUUUUAAAGAAAGCUACAUGUAUGACUUCUACAAGUCAUUCCAAGAAGAAAAGUGCAUUGAAAAAGUUAAAAAGUUUCUGGAUGAAAUCUCCUCCAACGUCAGCAAAGAGUCCAGCAGACAGGAGGAUGCUGUGGUUCUGAAGGAGGGGGAAGUACAGAAACGUACCCAAGGGAAAAAGAACUUCUCUAAGAGAAACUUUAAGAAGCGAUGGCUGAGGGUGACCAACAGGGAGCUCUCCUACCACAAACGCAAAGGGAAAGAGGCCCUUUGCACCAUCAGCGUGAAAAACAUCCAGGCGGUGGAGAAACUCGAUGAAAGUGCCUUUAACCGCAAAAAUAUGUUUCAGGUGGUCCUCUCAGAGAAGCCUCUGUACGUUCAGGCAGGAAACUGCGUGGAGGCUAGUGAGUGGCUGGAGAUCCUGGGCCAGGUCAGUCGCUGCAACGAGGGACGCUUGACCACUUACCACCCGUCAAAUUACACCGCUGGAGCGUGGCAGUGCUGCAAAAACCAGAGUAGCAACGCUCCAGGCUGUAAGCCCUGCACAAUCACGAUGUUGGCCAACCUGCAGCUGGACAUCGACUGUGACCGGGAAGCGGAGAGGAUCUUCUCCCUCCUCUCCUCUAAUGAAUCCAAGCUCCAAAACAUGGAAGAUGCAUGUGCUAGUAUAGCAGUGUACCAGGGCCCUCAGAGGGAACAGGAGGAGUACUCCAAGUUCACCAUUCAGGAACCCAAAGAGACGUUUCAGACCCUCAAACAGCUCCGGAACAUCAUGGAGGAGCUGCAGAGGCAGCACAACAGCAGGAAUAACAUCACAGCACAGUACGGAAGCCUUGACAACCCCAUAGUGGGGAAAACGUCUUAACCUGAGCGGCCGUGGCCUGAAACAGCCCCGCCAGCAGGGGUCAGUGCACCACAGAGGACCUCAACAAGCCCAUGAAGAUGUCCCAGGAAGUGACGAGGAGAAUGAUAUACACCCUGACCUCCAUACAUAUUAAGCCCACUAUGAAUGAACCGUUUUUCAGUUUGUUUCAGCUGCACUGCAGACUGAUUUCUCCUUGAUUUAUCCACAGAGGCAUCACUAGAUGGUGUAUGAAUAGGCUGCUAUAUAUAAAUAUAUAUAUAUAUAUAUAUAUGUGUAUUUUUUACAUUUACUCUGUUUUAUAUCAACAGCUGUGAUGAUCACUCCCUCCUUGUUUUUAAAUAUUUUUAAACAUCAGUUCAUUACCAGUCAUCACUCUGGAGGAUCAUCCUCUUGUUUGUGCCCCUUAAAUCUUUUAGUGUCCUUCUUCUGAACAAAUGCGUGUGUGUGAUUGUGUGUGUGUGUGAUUGUGUGUUCGCAUGUGUGUGUGUUUUUUUUUUUUAAACCAAUCUGCCUUACUGAUGGAGAUUUCUUUCACAUUUAAUACUGAGGAAAUAAUGCAAACGCACUUUAAAUAUUUGGAGCUGUCCGAAUGAAAAUGAAUUAGAUACUUGGUAUCAGCUUUAUGAUCAUUACAUGAUCCUGAGUACAUAUUUUUCUUUGUUUCAGUCUUGUACAAUAACGUUGAAUGCCUGUUAUAUAUGCAUAUAUAUAUAUAUAUAUAUAUAUAUAUACAUAUAUAUAGCUAUAUAAAUAUAUAUAGAUAUUUUUGUCAACCAAAGGCAAUCUCUUGUACUUAGUGUUUAUGUGUUUUGUAUGCAAACUGUUAAAAUUUGAGACAGAUUAUAAAUGUAUAUGUUCAGUUUGUUUGUCUGGUUUAACAUAUCCUUUUUAUUGACUUAGGGCAAGCAGUUUGCAUGCUUUCAGUUUUAAAUCUGGAUGGCAUGACUGUGGUGAAGAGUUGUGUUUCCUUGUAAUUGUGAACUGUUUUUGUACGAUGUGCAUCAGAUCUGUGCUGUUCACGUUCAGAGCCCGCCCCCUCCCACCAACAUGGCCGACACUCCCUUCUGACUCCCUUCAUUUCUAAAUUAGUCCUGACAAUCACAGCAACAACGCCCCUCAUGCUCGCUUUCUUGCUAGGUCUUUCACACCAGCAGCACUCCACAGCUCCAGCUACUUUAUUUUUAUUAUUUAAAAGUCCUCUUUUUUUUCUUUUUUAUGCAUCACCCUGGAGCUUGAAGGCAUAAAUCAAAUGUUUUCACAGCUCUUAAUCACAGGAGCUCUUUGCCGGAGAAGUUUGUAAAAAGUUUGAAGACAAAGAUGCAUUAAUCGAUUUUAUCACACCUCGAGUGACUCCAUCGUACCCACCCUCUUCCAUCUUGUUGGUUCCCCUUUAUGCAAUCACUUCUGCACCCUUGUAAACAAUGAAGAAAAAGAAACUUGAAUUUGUUUUAACGUGUCAGACGCUUGAUGUUAAGAAUACAGGGUUAACCACUUCUCUUGUACGUAUGCAAGUAGGUUGUUCUUGUUUGAUUCAUUUCUAGCAUGCAUGUUUUCAUUAUUUAACAUUUUUAUUUUUCAAGAUAAAAGUUUUUGUAUCUAUUUUUUGUAAACACUGCUGGUACAUAUCUCUAGUUAAACUGCUGCUGUUCUGCAUUCGCCUGGCUAUAUUUUUUAUUUCAAUUCAGCUUAUGACCAAUUGAUCUUCCUGAAUGAAGCUAAAACAUGACUAUAAAAUUAUUUAUCGCUAUCUAAAGAUUUUCACUUGAGCUAGCAUUUUCUUUGAUGUAAUUUGUUUUAUAAAUAAGGGAAUAAAAAAAUACCAGAAUGUAAAGCAGCAUGCAGGCACCUGGUUUAUUUUAUAAUUUGACCAAACUAAAAGGGAAAAUGUUUAGAUUUACUUCUUACCUCCUGUGAAUCUUUUCUUUAAAUCACAUAUGAGAUGUGUUUCUGAGCACUUUUGUUUUAAGGAUAGAACAAAUAUGACUUUCAGUCUUGGACAUUGUCAAAACCCUACAAAAAUCUCUACUGCAUUACAAAAACACAAACGUUUCCUUCCAAUCAGCUCACACUAAAGGGAGAGUACAAGAGGUAGGAUCGUCUGAAGGGAUCAUGUGAUUAUUUAUUGUAACAAGGUUUAGACUUUUUUUUUUUUUGUCCAGCAUACAGCCAUUAGUUAAAAGAAGAGGUUAUUUACACACAUCCAACUCAUUUCUGAAUGUUCAGCCUCAGUUUGUUUGGUUUUAUACUAAUAGAGAAAUGUAUUUUGCAUUUAUGGUCCAUAUUGUCUGUUCAGAAUAAACACUUUGCCAACAGUU
This is a messenger RNA of Girardinichthys multiradiatus, 5241 nucleotides long. RefSeq names its product RAS p21 protein activator 2 (gene rasa2). The transcript is spliced from 24 exons. NCBI's taxonomy places the organism in Eukaryota, Metazoa, Chordata, Actinopteri, Cyprinodontiformes, Goodeidae. The coding region runs from base 458 to 2926 and encodes 822 amino acids. The record is from RefSeq and is a predicted model, not a curated record. Gene Ontology annotation, biological process: regulation of GTPase activity; intracellular signal transduction.